AUGACAUUGACUCAUCACCGUGUCACUUCAAAGGCUGAGAAUGGGGGUCCAAGCCCCGCCCACACCCAGGAUCCCACUUAUAAGUGUGGGACACCCCCUUUGCAUCCACAGCAGAAGGAACCGACAAUUUUUGUUGCAUGCAAACAUCUCAAAUUUUGUCUCUUAUUUUCCCCAGACAUCAAGCAUAAUUUCAGCCUUCCUCCUCCACCUUCAAUGGCUGGAUCUGGUGAUUCCUAUCAUCAAGGCAACAUCCGAAUGACUCUGGAGGAUCCGGAUCUUUGGAGAUCCUUCCAUGAGAUCGGCACAGAGAUGAUCAUCACUAAACCGGGCAGGAGAAUGUUUCCACACUGCAAGAUCAGCUUAUCUGGAUUGGUGCCGUAUGCAAAGUACAUCUUGCUGGUGGAUAUGGUUCCAGAGGACGGUCUCAGAUAUAAGUGGAACAAGGACAAAUGGGAGGUCGCUGGCAAAGCCGAGCCCCAGCCGCCCUACAGGACGUACCUGCACCCCGAUUCACCCGCACCCGGGAGUCACUGGAUGAAACAGUCCGUAUCUUUUCUCAAACUCAAACUGACCAACAAUGCUCUUGACCAGCAUGGACUUUUGAUUCAGAUCAUCCUUCACUCCAUGCACCGCUAUCACCCGCGUUUUCACAUCGUCCAGGCCGACGAUCUGUACAGCGUGAGGUGGAGCGUCUUCCAAACUUUUACUUUCCCCGAGACCUCAUUCACCGCAGUCACUGCUUACCAGAACACAAAGAUUACAAAGUUGAAAAUUGACCACAACCCCUUCGCCAAAGGUUUCAGAGAUGAGGGUACAAACUCUAAAAGACGAGCAAACAGAAGUCUGGCUGAUCCUGAGAGGGUUGUGAAGAAGAUGAACAUCUCAAAAGACUCUGAGCAUGGAAGUCCACGAGAAUCCGAUGUGAAUUUGCUAAAAAUCUUUUCUUCCAUUGCAGAUCUUGAUGAUGAACAAAUGGGUCGUAAGGACUUGGAGAUAAAAGCCGAGCGGUAUUCCCCGUGGAGUGCAGCGUGUGACCGGGACAGUCAAGUACUCCGUGCGGAUUCUCCUUUGGGCUCGGACCCGCGAGACAUGUACAGUUCAGAACAGCUCGUACCCGGACAAAACACAUAUCAACCUAACAGGUUUCAGGAAUAUGGCAAGUCCCCUUCACCUUCAUCCAGCGUGGGCAGCGGAAGCGGCUGUGGAAGUCGCUCCAGUUUUGAGUCUCGGGUACCCGAUGUCGCCACUGUGCCCGAUCACGAUGCUUCCACCAAGCCAUCUGCCCCAGAGUUUGGCGGACUGCCACCCUGCCCGCCCCAUCCCUCCGCUGGGCACCAGGAGUACACGGGAGUGCUGAACAUGGCCAUAGCUCAGGCCAAACCAGGUAUGCUGGGUCACCAUCCUCUCUACACCCCCUACAGUACCGAACAAUCUCUUGGACAGUGGAGCGGAGCGCCGUCCACCCAGUAUCCCCCUCCACCACCUCCACACCAUCAUCUAUCCACAGAAUACAGCGGCCAGGCUGUCCAUCACAGCUAUCACCAUGGCAACGUGGGAGACUGGAGCCAAUACCCACUCUUCUCAUACUCAUGCUGGUGAGCGGAUGAGAAACUAAACUGCAGAAUGAGAAACCGAGGAACUUGUUACGGUCAGAUCUUGUUCUUCACGCCGUGAUCUGGAGGAUGGCGGACAUCGGUACCUACGAGUGCCGGAUAAACAGUGACUGAAUGUGAUCAGAAGGUGGCACUAACAAGAAUGUUGUCAACUAAAUAGAUUUUAAUACUAAAUGCAAAUGAAAAAUAUGACAAACUUAUGCUUUAGUUUAACCGAGGACUUUCGUUCUUUCGACUUUGUGAAAAGACAAUAUGUUGUGCUGUAUAAUGUACUUUGAAUGAAUAUGGAAGAUACAAUUUGACCUAAAAUGGCUGCUUAUUGGAGAACCAGAAUGGACUGUUUUUCCUUGCUCUGUUGU
This is a messenger RNA of Paramisgurnus dabryanus, 1972 nucleotides long. It is a transcript of the gene tbx16, whose product is annotated as T-box transcription factor 16. Gene Ontology annotation, biological process: regulation of transcription by RNA polymerase II; heart morphogenesis; cell fate specification. Gene Ontology annotation, cellular component: nucleus; chromatin. NCBI's taxonomy places the organism in Eukaryota, Metazoa, Chordata, Actinopteri, Cypriniformes, Cobitidae. The record is from RefSeq and is a predicted model, not a curated record. Gene Ontology annotation, molecular function: DNA-binding transcription factor activity, RNA polymerase II-specific; RNA polymerase II cis-regulatory region sequence-specific DNA binding.